AUGUCUUCAUGUGCUUCAUCUUCAAAGGGAAAGAGAAAGUUGAAUGAGGUGAAAAAGCUAAGUGUACUUAUUGUGGCUGAUGAUGAUAUAUCUCAAAAUUCAUAUAUAUUAUGUCUUCAAAAUUUUGGAGUGGAGACAUUAGGAGUAAGAAAUGGAUUUAUGGCAUUCAAUAUUCAUGAUAAAACACAAAUGCGUUUUGAUUUAAUCCUAAUGAGCUCAACUAUGCCUAUUAUGGAUGGUAUCGAGGCAACAAAAAAGCUUCGAUCAAUGGGGAUUACUGCGAUGAUUGUGGGAAUAACAACUCCAGAUGACAAUGAAGAAUAUCGCAAAGAAUUUAUGGAUGCUGGACUUGAUGAAUGCUAUGAGAAGCCAUUAACAAAGGAAAUACUUCAGAGUCUUGUUGAGAAAGUUUCCAACAAAGUUUAA
Molecule: messenger RNA, 426 nt
Organism: Solanum verrucosum
Lineage: Eukaryota; Viridiplantae; Streptophyta; Magnoliopsida; Solanales; Solanaceae
Product: two-component response regulator ARR22-like
Exons: 2
Coding region: 1-426 (141 amino acids)
Biological process (GO): phosphorelay signal transduction system
Source: RefSeq, a predicted model, not a curated record